Messenger RNA from Botrytis byssoidea, 1729 nucleotides. RefSeq lists its product as uncharacterized. The record is from RefSeq and is a predicted model, not a curated record. Lineage: Eukaryota; Fungi; Ascomycota; Leotiomycetes; Helotiales; Sclerotiniaceae. Bases 137 to 1390 code for a protein of 417 amino acids. Gene Ontology annotation, cellular component: cytosol. The transcript has 2 exons. Gene Ontology annotation, biological process: NAD+ catabolic process; NADP+ catabolic process. Gene Ontology annotation, molecular function: metal ion binding; NADH pyrophosphatase activity.
CUAUUUCCUUUGCUAUAGAUUUGGUCCGUCUCUCUCUCUCUCUCUCUUCGGGUACUCUUAGACAUUAUAAUAUAUAAACCCUCUCCCUUCAGAACACUCUGCUCCUCGCCACCAUCUAAACCACAAUAUCCAAACCAUGCCCGAACCUUCUCUCCCAUCCCCUGCUCACCCCGACGUCGAUUCCAUGCUAUCCCGCAAAUUCGGCCGCGAAGUAGCCAACUACUUUUCCGGCUCGCCUCUCAACCGUGUUUCCUUCCUCCGCGCCAACCAUGAUUUCAUCUCCAGCGCAUUCACGCAUCCCGCUACCAACUUCCUCCUUCUCAACAAUCUCGCUCCGCUGACGAAAGAUCCCAGUCACCUGGCCUAUUCCUCUCACUCCGACAUCACGGGAUUGACGGGACAAAACCCGUUUGAGAAAGAUGAGGAGACGAUGAUCAAAGAGUUUAAUUCUUCCAAGACCUUACCCUUAGUUUUAUUCCUGGGCUUGGACGAGCGGAGUAAAGAUAAAGAUGGAUUCAAGCAUGGGAUUUACAGCGGAAUUCCUUAUUUUGCAAUCGAUGUGACCCCAAAAGGAACAUACGAAAACGAAGCAAACAGCGUGGUGAAAGCCAUGCAGGAAAAAGGAUUGGUAUUUCAAGAGGGCAGAAUCCUCAUGAGUCUCGACGCACAAGAAGCUGCGAUUUUCGCCCAGGCACGAGCGCUUCUGGACUGGAAUGCUAGGAAUCCUUUCUGUGGCGGAUGCGGACAACCUACGCUUUCUAUCAACGCAGGCACCAAACGCGUGUGUCCCCCCACCGAUUUCGCCUCUCUCCCCACCGCCCAAGCAGGAACCACCCCCGCAACCCCCACCCAAAGAGCCUCCUGCGCAACCCGCAAGGGAGUAUCCAAUCUCUGCUUCCCCCGCACAGACCCCACCGUCAUCAUGGCCGUCGUCAGCCACGACGGCAAACGCAUUCUGCUCGGCCGUCAAAAGCGCUGGCCGCAAUACUGGUACAGCGCGCUGGCCGGGUUCUGCGAGCCCGCCGAAUCCGUCGAGGAAGCCGUGCGUCGCGAGGUCUGGGAGGAAUCCGGAGUGAAGCUCGGUCGUGUGGUCAUUCAUAGUACCCAACCCUGGCCCUAUCCUGCAAACUUGAUGAUUGGUGCUAUUGCCCAAGCGUUGCCGGAUGGUGAGAAGAUUCAUCUGGAGCAUGACCCUGAAUUGGAAGAUGCGAAGUGGUUUGAGAUGGAAGAGAUUAGGGAGGCGUUGUUGAACGGAACGAGUCCGUUGGGAGAACCAGCUAGCGAGGGGUAUAAGGAGGGAAAUUUAAGGUUACCGUCCGUCACGGCCAUUGCGACGCAGUUAAUUAAGGCGGUUGCAGAGGGUUUUUUGGGUGAGAGUCCUAAGAUUUAAGGGGAGGUGAGAUAUUGUUGGUUGGUUACAUAGAAGUCAUGUGAGCUAGAUUCUGAGGAUAUAGAAAUUAGAAGAUUUCCGCAGUGAUAGGGAUUGUAAGUAGUCUAUGCUAGGUAUCUAGAUGGUGAGAUUACAAUUUGAUGAUCGAUAGAUAUCGCGACACUUGAAUGUCAAAACGAAAUUGAAUAUCCAAAUACACAAUCUCUUCUUUGGAAGUGGGUGAUAUCUAAUGUAAUUGACGAUUAAAAACCCAUACGCUCGCUACCUGAACACCAUACUGCAACAACAAACUGCAACAACAAACUGCAACAACAAACUGCAACAACAAGUAGGCAAUAA